GCCUCCUCGCACCAACCACCGCCGCCGCCGCUUCCUCCAUGGCCGUCACUUCCACCUUCCAUGGCAGCAUGCUCCUGCUGCUGCCGCUGCUCACGAUCACGUCGGCCUCGUCGGCGCCGCUCCCGCUUCUUGCGCUGCUGUCGCUGAAGUCGUCGCUGCGCGACCCGGCCGGCGCGCUGCGCGGGUGGACGUACGCCGCCGCGGCGUCCGCGGGAGCCACGAGGUCGCUCGCCCCGCCGUGGUGCGCGUGGCCCGGGGUGGCGUGCGACGCCGCGACCGGGGACGUCGUCGGGGUCGACCUGUCGCGGCGGAACCUGUCCGGGACCGUGUCGGCGACGGCGGCGAGGCUGCUGUCCCCGACGCUGACGUCGCUGAACAUCAGCGGGAACGCGUUCGCCGGGGAGCUCCCGCCGGCCGUGUUCCUGCUCCGGCGGCUCGUGGCGCUUGAUGUUAGCCAUAACUUCUUCAACUCCACCUUCCCCGAUGGCGUUGCCAAGCUCGGCUCGCUCACCUUCCUCGACGCUUUCAGCAACUGCUUCGUUGGCGACCUGCCCCGCGGCAUCGGCGAGCUCCGGCGGCUCGAGCACCUCAACCUCGGGGGUAGCUUCUUCAAUGGCAGCAUCCCCGCCGAGGUCGGGCAGCUCCGGCGUUUACGGUUCCUGCACCUCGCCGGGAACGCUCUCUCCGGGCGGCUGCCGAGUGAGCUCGGCGAGCUGACUCUGCUCGAACACCUGGAGACAGGGUACAAUGCGUACGACGGUGCGAUACCGCCGGAGCUCGGCAAGCUGGUCCAGCUCCGGUAUCUCGACAUCGCCGCCGCCAACGUGUCCGGGCCGCUGCCGCCGGAGCUUGGCGAGCUCCCGCGGCUUGAGGCUCUGUUUCUGUUCAAGAACAGGCUCGCCGGCGCGAUACCGCCGCGGUGGUCUCACCUCCGAGCGCUCCAGGUUCUUGACGUGUCGGACAACCAGCUCGCCGGUGCAAUCCCGGCCGGCCUAGGUGACCUGGCCAACCUGACGACGCUGAACCUCAUGAGCAACUUCCUCUCCGGCACGAUCCCGGCGACGAUCGGCGCGCUGCCGAGCCUCGAGGUGCUCCAGCUCUGGAACAACUCGCUCGCCGGGAGGCUGCCGGAUUCGCUCGGCGCGAGCCGGCGGCUCGUGCGGCUCGACGUGUCGACGAACUCGCUCUCCGGCCCGAUUCCUCCCGGUGUCUGCUCCGGCAACCGUCUCGCCCGCCUCAUCCUCUUCGGUAACCAAUUCGAUUCGGCGAUUCCGGCGAGCCUCGCCAACUGCUCUUCGCUGUGGCGAGUCCGGCUCGAGGAGAACCGGCUGUCCGGCACGAUUCCGGCGGGGUUCGGCGCCAUUCAGAACCUCACGUACAUGGACCUGAGCUCCAACUCGCUCACCGGCGGCAUUCCGGCCGACCUGGUUGCUUCGACGAGCCUCGAGUACUUCAACGUCUCCGGCAACCCGGUCGGCGGCUCGCUGCCGUACAUGGCGUGGCGGGCGCCGAAGCUGCAGGUCUUCGCGGCGAGCAAAUGCGCGUUGGUCGGCGAGCUCCCGGCGUUCGGCGCCACCGGGUGCGCGAACUUGUACAGGCUAGAGUUGACCGGAAAUGCGCUGAGCGGCGGGAUCCCCGGCGACAUUGGCAGCUGCAAGAGGCUGGUGAGCUUGAGGCUGCAACACAACGAGCUCACCGGAGAGAUACCGGCGGCAAUCGCCGCGCUGCCGUCGAUCACCGAGGUCGACCUGUCCUGGAACGCGCUCACCGGCACCGUCCCGUCGGCGUUCACCAACUGCACGACGCUGGAGACAUUCGACGUGUCCUUCAACCAUCUGGCGCCGGCCGAACCGUCGCCGGAUGCCGCCGAAGGAGGCAACGCUGCGCGGCACACGGCGGCGCUGUGGGCGUCGGCCGUGGCGGUGGCGUUCGCCGGUAUGGCAGUGCUCGCGGGCACCGCGCGCUGGCUGCAUUUGCGCGGCGACGACACGGCGGCGACAGACGCGACGGGUUCCGGCGGCGGCGGACACCCCAACGUCGUCGUCGGACCGUGGCGCAUGACCGCGUUCCAGAGGCUCAACUUCACCGCCGACGACGUGGCGCGCUGCGUCGAGGGGAGCGACGGCAUCGUCGGCGCCGGGUCAUCGGGGACGGUGUACCGCGCCAAGAUGCCCAACGGCGAGGUCAUCGCGGUGAAGAAGCUGUGGCAGGCGCCGGCGGCGCAGAAGGAGGCAGCAGCACCGGAGAAGAACCAGAAGCUCCGGCAGGGCAGCGACGGCAGCAGCAAGAGGACGGUCGCCGAGGUGGAGGUGCUCGGCCACCUCCGCCACCGCAACAUCGUCCGGCUGCUCGGGUGGUGCACCAACGGCGAGGCGACGAUGCUGCUCUACGAGUACAUGCCCAACGGCAGCCUGGACGAGCUCCUGCACGGCGCCGGCGCCGCCAAGGCGCGGCCGGGCUGGGACGCCCGGUACAAGAUCGCCGUCGGCGUCGCGCAGGGCGUGAGCUACCUCCACCACGACUGCCUCCCCGCCAUCGCCCACCGCGACAUCAAGCCGAGCAACAUCCUCCUCGACGACGACAUGGAGGCCCGCGUCGCCGACUUCGGCGUCGCCAAGGCGCUCCAGAGCGCCGCCCCCAUGUCCGUCGUCGCCGGCUCGUGCGGCUACAUCGCACCAGAGUACACGUAUACUCUAAAAGUUGACGAGAAGAGCGACGUGUAUAGCUUCGGCGUGGUGCUGCUAGAGAUCCUCACGGGACGGAGGUCGGUGGAGGCGGAGUAUGGUGAGGGGAACAACAUCGUCGAGUGGGUGCGACGGAAGGUGGCCGGAGGCGGCGUGCGCGACGUGAUCGGCGCGGCGGCGUGGGCGGAGGACGGCGGCGGCGCGCGGGACGAGAUGGUGUUGGUGCUGAGGGUGGCGCUGCUGUGCACCGGGCGGUGCCCGCAGGAGCGGCCGUCGAUGAGGGAGGUGCUGUCCAUGCUGCAGGAGGCCAGGCCGGACAGGAAGACCGGCGCCAUGGCCAAGAAGAAGCAAGCCAAGUGAAUGAAGAAAAGAAAAUGGGGUGAUCUGCGAAACGAAGACGAUGUGCUGUAAUUCUAGCGUGCAGUGUGUUGUGUAUGUAUAAUUAACUUAUUUACUGUCAUGAAUGGGGUUUGCAUAUUUCUGAAGCAAUUACAGUGUGGUUAUUUGAGGAUGGAGGUUUUUUUGUGUGUGAU
Messenger RNA from Oryza brachyantha (malo sina), 3217 nucleotides. RefSeq names its product leucine-rich repeat receptor-like protein kinase TDR. NCBI's taxonomy places the organism in Eukaryota, Viridiplantae, Streptophyta, Magnoliopsida, Poales, Poaceae. The coding region runs from base 39 to 3044 and encodes 1001 amino acids. Gene Ontology annotation, biological process: protein phosphorylation. Gene Ontology annotation, molecular function: protein binding; protein kinase activity; ATP binding. The transcript is spliced from 2 exons. The record is from RefSeq and is a predicted model, not a curated record.